Linnemannia hyalina is the source of this 3654-nucleotide messenger RNA. The record is from the annotation of a GenBank genome assembly. NCBI's taxonomy places the organism in Eukaryota, Fungi, Mortierellomycota, Mortierellomycetes, Mortierellales, Mortierellaceae.
AUGGCUUCGAGGUAUACUCCCUCACCUUUGCAAGGCCAACAACAGCAACAGCAACGAUACGCGCCCCCGAACCAGUUUCAAGAAGGACACACCAACCCCACAGACUCAUCCGACUGGAAUGCAUACAGCGAUCAGUCUAUGAAGCCUUCAACGGCUUCGGUGAGCUCGAUUCAAAGUUGGGUCUCAACAGACCCUUCGUCGAGCAACUACGCGAGCCAAUAUACCAGUAACAGUAGCGGCCAAUCCCAGCAGCAACCGGCCCACUAUUCAUCCCAUCAGUCCUAUGUGCCACCCCCGCGAGGAUCCUCCGCCACGCCCUCAGCCAGGAACCGAAGCAACAGCAAUAAUAGCACUGCAAGUGGAGCAGGCAUGGGAUAUGGGUAUGGUAACAGUGGUGGUUACACCGGAAGCCAUUUGAGCCAUGUCAGUCAAGUGAGCAACAACAGCAGCGUUUAUUCACAACAGCAACAGCAGCAGUACCAACCACAACAAUAUCAUGACCUGUCUACCUACCAACCCUCAACCUCAUUCAACGGGGUACCUAACGCCAACGGAUCUGCCCGACCGGACCAACAGUACACUCAGCAAGGAUACCCAAGCUACGAUAUCCAACACGCCAACGAGUCGAAUAUCUCUUUGGGGAACAGCACAAGUGCUGAUAGUCAUGCACCCAACUUUCAACAACCACAGCCACUUUAUUCCCACCAACACCAGCAGCACCAGCAGCAACAGAGACAGCAUAGAUCGACUCCCUCGGACACCUCUCACGUCUCUGUCAGCCGCGCUCUCCAUCAGGAAUCUCUAGCGGCUCAGUCACAGUCGCUGAUGCAGCCGAUUGAGCAAGUCGGACCAAGCCAACAGGGCUCUCCUCGCAUGAACCAUAGAACUGUCCCCAAACGUCGUGAGCAAGGACAAGCGACAGCAAACACGACUCCAGAUGGCGGUCUGCCCUCGUUGGAUCAGUACGAGGCCAUGCUUCAAAAGAUGGCCUCCCCUACUCUUGGACCAAGCAGCCCUCGUGAGGCUCGCUCCAACCUGAGGCGGAUAGACCAUGAUCGCGAGAGCAGGGCGGCACGGCAGGCGAGAAAGCAACAGCAACAACACCAGCCGCCGAUGGGUAUGGAUCAGAUGAUGAGCGGUCUGGUACCUCCCCCACCCGCCGUGAUGAUUGUAGGGGAUUCUUCUCCGGUGGACCAAUCUAGCCUUCUUGGUGGCAACCGCCUAAGAGUGACAAGUGCAGAGGAACGCAAGCUCCGGAGGCGAAGCAGUUUGCCAACCUCUCUUGCGAACUCACCCAGCCAGCUAAUGACCAAUCUUAGACGCCGCAACAGCGGCCACCACUCUCCCAUGGAUUCUACAGCCCCAUCAGCGACUCUCCAGGUCCACCCACUGGACAAUCCCUUUGGCCGCCGCCCCCUUGACAUGGGCACCCAUCAGGAAUCGUCCCCGGCUUCGCAGGGAUAUGAGAACAGUCGGCGCCUGCUGCAUGUGGACGAGGAUGACGACAACGGGUCCGUGUUAUCGGACGACUCUGAACGCCAGCGGCUGGACCAACAGCGACGGAACAAACGCAACUCGCCUCGACUCUCACAACUGGUCGCAAAACCUCCAUUGACGACAAAGUCCCAGCUCCGUCUGAGCCAUACUCUGAGUCAAACAGACGUGGACGAGGUCAACAUGCUGGCAUCUCCUGGAGCCAAGGACGGCGACCUCGAGGUAGCCUCCGUUGCCGCGCUGGCCGUUGCUGAUACUACAGCUAAUGAUAAUCAGAAGACGGAUGAGGGCGAUCGCCAAAUCGAGCAGUUCCAGUGGGAACUCUCACAGCUGCAGGAAGAAGUCUCGCCCCCAAGGAACAUGGCCAGCCCCAAGCCCUCGCCUGCCACACCUUCUGCGUCGCGUUCAAGGGCGACCACACCACUUGGGAUCGUUGCUGAAGAGUCUUUGCCAAUGCCAACAGGACCCAGUCGUCAACAUCUUUUGGCUUCAUUGGAGGAUGGCGGUCAUAAAUCUGGACCUAAUCGGACAACGUCUCCAAUCUCCAUGAUGAAAUCUCGUCCAACAACACCGGUUUCUGGAAUCCGCCCACCACCUGGCCCAGCCCCGUCUAUGAUGUCUGCACCUAUCCCCAGUACUGGUGCCUACCCUUCUCCUCCACCUUCAGUCAAUGGAGGACCAAGAAAGGGAACACGGGAUCCAGCUCGUCGAGCCAAGCCCAGUCCAUCUGUGUCGUCCAGUAUUAUGGCACCUACAACACCAAGAGCCAGGGCUGGAUCUAUUGCCAUGAUGGACGGGAUGUUGACCCAAGCUCCUCCAACGCUCCCUCUUCCUUCGCUGCCCCCGCCUCCACCACCCUCUGCCGGAUCACGGCCGUCGACUGCUUCUACCUCGAAUGAGACCGCGUCGCAGCGUCGUCGCAAGCCCUCUGGAGGUCGGGAUCUUGUUCAGCCAAGUGCUCAGUUGUUGGCAGAGUACACAUUUGGUGGUCAGGAUUCUUUGCCAACACCUGCACCGUCUCUUCCCAUGACGCCCGAGAUCGGAUCCAAUGGAGCUUCGCCGUCGAUGCUUGAGAAGGAGAAGGAGCUGGUGACUGCCAAGGAUGAGAUCCAGCGACUGCAGGCCUUGUUGGCCGAACAGGACAAAGGUGCAGCAGCCGCAGUGGAGGCCCGCCAGGAACUCGAGACGAAACUGGAAGCCAUGAUGAUCAAGAAGCUGCAGGAGGAAGGCGACGACAUGCAAUGCGCACCCGGUUCGAACAACACGGCAGCAGCAGCUAAACAAGAGGAGCAAUUAGAAAAGAUGCGGCACGAACAGAGUGCCCAGCAGGAAUCCAACGCAGCCCUUCAACAGGAACUUGAGGUCUUUGCCGAGCGGUUGCAGCAGGAAGAGGCACAGUAUCGGACCCUCCAGGAUACGGUCCAGCGUCUGACUCUCAAAAUCUCACGUCUUGAAGAUCAACACGCUGAAGAGGUUCAGCAGAUCCAGCGGGAUCAUGAAGAGUUCUUGGAGAAGGUUGUUCAGGAUCAUGCCGAAAAGCUUACCGACCUGACAGAACAGUCCAAGACAGACUCUGAGCAGCUCGUCCUCAAGUUCCGUCAGGAGCAACAGGAACACCUGGGACAUGCCGUCGCCGAGAGGGAGUUGAUCAAGGACCAGGCGACCUUCCGCGCACGGGAAAAGGUUCUCACCGCCCGCUUGGACGAGCAGGUCGAUCGGAAUCAACAACUUGAGGCACGGAUCUUUGACUUAGAGAAGAAGCAGGGCGAGCAUGACUUUGAGAUGGACACGUGGAUCAAGACCAACAAGUCGCUGGAGCGCCAAUUGGCCAUCGAGCAACUUCAGCAGCAGGAGAGCCGGUACCAGAUUGAGAAAGUCGAACGGGAGAACCGUCGUCUGCGUGCCAUCCUGGCUGAUCUCGAUCUUGCAGCCCGACUUGGCCGAGCUGUCGAUAGCGGCAAUGAGGAUGAGGUGGAGGAGGAGGAUGAGGAGAACAGAGAGGAGGAGGUCAAAUCGGCGUAUGAGCGUCAGCGGGAGAAGUGGAUCCACCAGACACAGUUGUUGGAACGCAAAAUGACCAAGGCUGAGGAGGAGGCGACUGCUAUCAUGGAGAAGAAUAUGGAGCUCAUGGUCGCCCUCGAGAUGGCCCAGUCCUCAUAG